GAUCGAGAGAGUACACACAUGCAUGCGCUAUGCAUGAUGGUGGUGGUGUACAGAGGAACGUUGGUGCACUGUGUCCAGUCUGAGAGAAUUGAGGUGCUGAGAGACCAUCUCAUUGGGUUCAAUGAACAGCAGAAUGGAGAGAUUGUUUUUGUGGAGCCAGCGUGCAAGGCUGAUGAGUUAGCUCAGGAGCACGGCUUCAGCUCCGACUCAGUUACAGUGCUGACAGAAAGUCAGUUCCUACUUCCGGGCUUAGUGGAUUCUCACACUCAUCCUGACCAUUACUUAAUUGCUGGUACUGGCUAUGACAAGCAGCUCCUGGAAUGGGUCAACGAUUACAUUGUACCCCUUGAAGCAAAGUUCAAAGAUGUGCAGCUUGCAAAAGAUGUCUAUCGCAAAGCAGUGCGUCGUUCAUUGCUUCAUGGGACCACUACUGCCAGUUAUUUUGCUACCAUUCAUCUUGAGUCGACAAAGGAACUUUGCAGGAUUGUGGACUGUUUUGGACAACGUGCAUUAAUUGGCAAGAUAAACAUCGAUGUACUGUCACCAGACUACACAGAAGAGAUUCAGGCAUCCAUUGAUGACACAAGAAAGUUUAUCAAAUUUGUACAGGAGAUGCAAAACCCCCUCAUCCAAGCCGUACUACUUCCAGCUGCUCUUUUUGCGUGCUCUCCCAAACUACUGAAGAUGCUAUCUCAAAUUGCAAAGGAGCACAGUCUACACAUACAUAGUCACAUCUGCGAACAAAAGGCUUCAAUACAGCAGUCCCUUGAACUUCAUCCUGAAUAUAAUGCUUGUUCCACUGCCUUUAAUUCAUAUGGCCUCUUAACAGCUAAGACGUACAUGGCUCACUGUGUAUAUCUGGAGGAGUCCGACAUGCAGCUCUUCAAACAGAAGGGGGUGGGCGUGGUACACUGUCCCAACUCAAACCUCUGUCUUCGCAGUGGUCUGCUGGAUGCAAGGAAGAUGCUUGACAUGGGUCUGAAGAUUGGGCUGGGAACAGAUGUGUCUGGAGGGUACUCCUUGUCCGUUCUAGAUGCCCUGAGGAAGUCCAUAGAUGUCUCCAAGGCACUCUCCUUCAGCAAACAGGACGACUAUCGACCAAUCACACAUCACGAGGCCCUCUACAUGGCAACACUGGGAGGGGCUAAAGCUACAGCAGAUGACGUAUUCAACUAGUGCACAAAGAACUGAUUAAGUACACAGCAAAUCAGUUCGUAAUUUCUCUAUUUGGAGUUGAUUUGGAGAGCGUAAUGAGGAGGGUUGGGGAUCAUAUUCAGGUGGUAUGGGACGACUCUUAAUCUUAGUGUGAAGAAACUCUUCUGGAAUUUAGUUCUAAAACAGGAAUGCAUGCAUGGGAUCAAUUCUUCGUGGUCUGGGUUGGUUCCAUUCUUGAGUAUAUACAUACACGUUAGGAACUCGGGUGAUUUACACCUGAUUUGCUGAACUCAACUCCACUAAAGCAUGCAUGACAGGGUUCCUACAUGCUUACAACUUAGGACACCCACAUUCAUACCAUGACAAAUCAAGUGAAAUUAGCACCUUAUAACAUUUCUAGUAAACAGAGUAGUGGAAUCUGAGGAUCCAACUUCAGUUCUCUGAACAUGACCACAAUCAAAUAGGUAACUUGUUUAUUGACUAAAAUCCCCGGCUGGUAGUUCAUCAUUUACUGUUUUACAAAAAAGUAGGUCACCAACUGAGCAUUCAUGAAAGAAGGGACAUCAUCAAUUUUAUGUCCUUCCACAAAUGGUCAGUUUUCAUGCACCAUUGCAUUGUGGCUUGUACUGGCAUCAGAUAUUGGUAAGUCAGGAUUUAUAAGGUUGUCAACCCAACAAAUGUAUGACUCGAUCCUGCAUGUACAAAGCAUGCAAGGCUAUUAAUCAAUCCAUUGCGAGUAGCUAUUAUAUUAGUAGCAUAUUAAUACUGGUACAAUGAUUACGGCUAGAUGGAUAUCGGGAUACAUGCAUUCUUACCUUAGGACACCAGGUCUCAUUUUUGCCUCUGACUGAAGCAUCUCUAUAUACACAAGAGCCAACGCUUUAAUUUUGGAACUUUAAGCAAGCCAGGGUCUCUACCAUUGAGAGAUGCCCCUGGAAUGUAAUUUUCUAGCAGAGGUAGAGAUACCAUGCACAAGAUAGAUUAUACCGUAUAGCGAGUAAUUUUCAUUGGUGCAAAUUUUCUUGUAAACUAGAUCUACCCAUUUAAAAAUGUGUACAGCUCAGGAUAGUGACAUUGAAUCUAUUGUGUAUUUUCAUACCCGGGCUAUAUGGUAUUGCACUUGACCGUAUAUUUCAGUAUUCUAAUUGAUGCUAAACUCGCAAGCAACAGUCGACUAGUUAAACUCCAUGUAGAGACUCGUGUUGCACAGUCAGCAUAUCAGAUAAGAGGCUGUGGUUUUCGUGAUGUCAGUCUACUGCACGUGAUACUUAGAUUUAGCCUUAGUUUUCUAGUGCUACGUCACUAUCAAUGAUCUUGUGGUAACCACACGCAUUCAGUCUAGCUACUUUAGUUGCUGCAAGCUAGUAAUUAUCGUGACAAAUGUUCCACAAAUCACUACACGGUGUUUACCAGUCUACUGUUUGCCAUGCAACAGUGUGAGUCUACAUUAUUGCAUGAUUAUGAAAUUCCCCUAUUAUUGUCGGAAUUAUACGAAUGAGGGUUUAUAAUUCUUUUUUC
Messenger RNA from Halichondria panicea, 2673 nucleotides. Its product is annotated as guanine deaminase-like. Bases 19 to 1176 code for a protein of 385 amino acids. The record is from RefSeq and is a predicted model, not a curated record. Lineage: Eukaryota; Metazoa; Porifera; Demospongiae; Suberitida; Halichondriidae. The transcript is spliced from 11 exons. Gene Ontology annotation, molecular function: zinc ion binding; guanine deaminase activity. Gene Ontology annotation, cellular component: cytosol. Gene Ontology annotation, biological process: guanine metabolic process.